CUCAUUAUAUUCAGGCGACCGAGUGACCCAUCGUACUAUUUUACUACUCUUUGACAUAGCUAGAUGUGAUGACUGCACAUGCGCAAUGAUUCAAAGUUUGCAAGGAGGCCAACCGGAUCAUAACACUGCUCAGCUGAUCAACCUGCUGCUGGAGUCACUGAUGCUUUAGUAGAAUGAGACGUGCAGACCAGGACAAACCUGCAGUUUACCAACGGGUCGUGUUCAAGAACGCCUCUCCGUAUCACUAUAUGAAGGUCUGCCUCGUGCUGGAGGAUGAGUCUACCAGACUGAGUGAAGUAGAUCUGAAGCAGUUUAUCAUCACAGGUCUGAGGAGUCUGUAUGGAGAGGUGGGAGCAGCGUUGACGUUUGACCUGCUGAAGUAUGAUGAAGAAACCCGCACUGCUUUCUUACGUGUUUGCAGCAGGGGUUUGGUGAAGCUGUGGAGUUCCCUGACUCUACUUGGCUCCUACCAGAACCAGGCUUGUGCCUUCAGAGUUCUGCAGGUGUCUCCAUUCCUGCUUGCUCUGACAGGAAACAGUCGAGAGCUGCAGCUGUGCUGAAGCCUUGUUUUCUUCAGGAUGAGUUUCACGUGGUGCAGUAUCUUUAACAAACCGUUGCUGUGCCUCUCGUCCGUCAGAGCAGCU
Messenger RNA from Scatophagus argus, 644 nucleotides. RefSeq names its product ribonuclease P/MRP 14 subunit (gene rpp14). Lineage: Eukaryota; Metazoa; Chordata; Actinopteri; Scatophagidae. Gene Ontology annotation, biological process: tRNA 5'-leader removal. The transcript has 6 exons. The record is from RefSeq and is a predicted model, not a curated record. The coding region runs from base 174 to 560 and encodes 128 amino acids. Gene Ontology annotation, cellular component: ribonuclease P complex.